Messenger RNA from Monomorium pharaonis (pharaoh ant), 2547 nucleotides. Its product is annotated as ATP-dependent RNA helicase dbp2. The record is from RefSeq and is a predicted model, not a curated record. Bases 150 to 2000 code for a protein of 616 amino acids. NCBI's taxonomy places the organism in Eukaryota, Metazoa, Arthropoda, Insecta, Hymenoptera, Formicidae. Gene Ontology annotation, cellular component: cytoplasm; nucleus; ribonucleoprotein complex. The transcript has 7 exons. Gene Ontology annotation, molecular function: RNA binding; RNA helicase activity; ATP binding.
GACACUUCGUCCCUCGCUCCGCUCGUCCUUCAGCUGGCUGUCCUGUUAACGGGUGGACGUGUUCUUGUUGCCCGGCCCGGACUUCUCGAUUUAUCGGUAACGACCCAGGAAAUCGCACGAAGGACAACGACACAUUCCCGCCUACUGCAAUGGCAUACGGAGAACGUGAACGUUCCGACAGACGAGGAGGCGGUGGUGGCGGCGGCGGUGGUGCGCGCGGAGGUGGAGGCGGCCGAUUCGGCGGGCGCGACGGAGGCAGCGGAGGCGGCAGUAGGUUCAGCAGCAGCGGAAACCGAGACAGCUUCGGGAACAAUAACUUUAAGAAUCGACAACCUGGAGAGCGUUUACGUAAACCACGAUGGGACAUGAGCACUCUGCCGCAGUUCCGAAAAGACUUUUACCAGCCGCAUCCGAACGUGAUGGCGCGGAGUAUUCACGUUGUGGAGGCAUAUCGUUCCGAUAAAGAGAUCACUGUGAAGGGGGCUAACGUUCCGGGUCCCAAUAUUUAUUUCGAAGAGGGUGGUUUUCCAGACUACGUUCUCAAUGAGAUACGUAGACAAGGAUUUGGCGAGCCCACCGCGAUUCAGGCACAAGGCUGGCCUAUCGCCCUAUCCGGCCGAGAUAUGGUCGGUAUAGCGCAAACGGGUUCAGGAAAGACACUGGCAUACAUAUUACCAGCAAUCGUGCACAUAAAUCAUCAGCCCAGACUAAGUAGAAAUGACGGACCUAUCGCGCUGAUUCUGGCGCCGACUCGGGAAUUAGCGCAGCAAAUACAGCAGGUCGCGUCGGAUUUCGGUAUGUCUUCACAGGUGCGAAACACGUGCAUCUUCGGUGGGGCCCCGAAAGGACCACAGGCACGCGACCUUGAGCGUGGGGUAGAGAUCUGCAUCGCGACGCCGGGUCGUCUUAUAGACUUUUUGGAGCGUGGCACCACGAAUCUACGUAGAUGUACAUAUUUAGUGCUCGACGAGGCAGAUAGGAUGCUCGACAUGGGUUUUGAGCCACAAAUUAGGAAAAUUGUAGAACAAAUUCGCCCGGAUCGCCAGACUCUCAUGUGGUCGGCGACGUGGCCAAAGGAAGUGCGCAAUCUCGCGGAAGAGUUUCUAACGGACUACAUACAAAUUAACAUUGGCUCCCUGCAAUUGGCCGCUAAUCACAAUAUUCUGCAAAUCGUGGAUGUAUGCGAAGAAUACGAGAAGGAGAAUAAACUCAUGAAACUGCUGGAAGAGAUCUCGAACGAGCCGGAAAAUAAAACUAUAAUAUUUGUGGAAACUAAGAGGAAAGUCGAUGAUAUAACAAGAUCUAUUAAUAGAUACGGAUGGCAAGCAAUUGGUAUUCAUGGAGACAAAAGCCAGCAAGAAAGAGAUUAUGUAUUAAACCAGUUCCGGAAUAGCAGGUCUGCCAUCCUUGUGGCUACCGAUGUGGCGGCGAGAGGUUUAGAUGUCGAGGAUGUCAAAUUUGUGAUAAACUUGGACUAUCCGUCCAACUCUGAGGACUAUGUGCAUCGUAUUGGACGUACGGGUCGCUCGCAACGUACAGGAACUGCGUACGCCUUUUUUACGCCCGGAAAUGCUCAUAAGGCUAAUGACUUAAUCCAGGUUCUAGAAGAGGCCAAACAAGUUGUCAAUCCGAAACUAUACGAUUUAUCCCGGAAUCCUGGCGUUUAUAAACGAGGACGAUAUGGUGGACGUAGCGGUGGUGGAGGCGGCGGACGAGGAUCCGGAGGCCGCGGAGGCGGUUCACGAGGUACCCGUGGAGGACGCGACACGGGAGAUAGAGGUGGAAGAUUCGACCGCUCUUCCGGUGCUAACGCGAAUGAUCGCGGCAACAAAUGGUCCGGAAGCAGUAGCGGUGGCAUGGGCGGAGCUAGCUAUGGGAGCAGUAAAUCGUUCCCCCAAAACAGCUUCGGGAGUGGAACUUCCGGCGGUGGCUCCAAUAGCUACAGCCAGAACAGUAGCGGAUACGGUGGAAGCAGCUACAGACAACAAAACGGCUAUUGAUUUUGAACGGUCAAAUAAUACUCCCAUCUGCGUUCCAGAGGGAAUAAUAGCGAUCAACGAUUGAGCCGAUGAGCCCAGAGUUGCAGAGAAUCGUUCCAAAAAAAAAUUUACACUCACAUUCUCACGAGCAUUCGUCUCCCUUUUUUCUUUUCUAGAACACGUCAAUUCUUCAUUAGUUUUAAGUAACAAUAAUAUUAUCAAAUAUACAAGUCACACAUGUGUUACAUUUAGAAUAGCUUCUUAAUAUAUUUAGGCAGUUAAUUGUUUCGCGCGAUAGUCGCCGAAUGAUAUAGUAUUACAAUUCAAUUGACUUGCCGUUGUACAUUUAAUAAAAUAAUACAAAAAUGACACUAUAAAAAGCUAAAACAUGGCGUUGCUCUUUGCUGAGUGAUUUUUUCCGACAUCUUUGACACACUGAGCAUAUUUAUUUCUUUUACAUGCGUAUUUAUUUCUAUGUUAUUGAUAUCGUAUUAUAUCGCAGUAUAAAUUUAUUUAUAUUUGUAAUGCAACUUAUUUUGAUUAUAAACACAUUUACAGAUUUCUCCAA